UCUCGGUGGCUCUCCUUGACGGAAUCAAAACGGUGAUUGUUGAUGAUUGCUCGAAUCGAAAUGUAAAGCUAUGUCUCUUGAUUCUGUCUCAUGUGUUUGUUUAUGUCUCCUGAUUAAUAAAUCGUUCACCACUGAUCCAUUUUCGAUUGGGUUUAUUUCUUUGUGUGUUGAGAUGUACGGAUCAGGAGACAUGCUUGGAAGGUCUAAGCAGAGGACUACACCUAGCGAGAAGAUCCAGUUGCAAAACAGGUGACCAGUAGUUUGUAGCGGUCGCGGGAAGCUAGGCAGGCUGGUGUAGAUUUUGCAUCUUUUUGCUUGCGACGUUUUCAGACUAUAAGUAUGUAUCUUUUGCUCGAUGGCAUGCCACUACGCUUAUAAUAUUUUUGUGUUGUGAACCGAAUAUGAUAUAAGAUAAAUAAAUCGAUGUUUUAUGUAAAUGCGUUGUUGUUUCUGAUAUUAGCUUUGUCCAAGCUAACACAACGCCAGGUCGGAGUACGGGUUGAGAAGCCUUAGGCUUCGAUCUGACGGGACGUGUUAGCGGGGGAACCGGCCAAGUCACGAAUUGCACUCUUUGUGACCAGGCUGGAACGCCCCUAACCCGUCAUGUAGCGCUCCCGGGCCUUGGUAGAAAGUCAGCCGUCGGUCAUGUUCUUGUUUGAUUGUUGGCCGGUGGUUCGACCUAUACCUAGAACGGUUCGGGGGUGUUACAGAGGUGGUAUCAGAGCAUGGUUUCGUCCAUGCGUGACACAAGUGCUUUCAAUGUUUUAUCUAGUCAAAAGAGUCACAAAAAGAUGUUUUAGGAAACCAGCCGCUUCCCGCAUUAGGUUUAAAUAGGAAUAUGACUUACCUUUUUAUGUGUGUGCAGAUGGCUAAUCGCGGGAUAGGUGAUGAUGGACGAGAUCGGAUUUGGGGAGAGGGUAGGGUCUCAACAGGCAGAGGAUUGGGUUACAGAUCAGAGCAAGAGAAUGGAAAUGGCGUUAGUGAAAUGUUUGGACACGACAGGAGCCCUCUGCAGAGAACAAGAUCUUUUCCAGUGUACGGUAACCCGACCAGAGUUACAAGGGAGGCCAGUUUGGCAAGCGUUAGUCCAAGUCGUAAUUGGGAGCAGAGACAUCAGCAAGAUCAAUCCGCUCAAUCAAACCCGAGGACAGAUCAGAACCGUGCCACAGAAAGACCACAAGAUCAAGGAGCAGAAAACACUUUGAAGCUGUUGCACGAUGUGAUGACCCAGGCACUUAGUAACCGGAGCACACGUACUGAUACCCCUGAAGUUUCGAAGCUGUUAUCUACCAUGAAGAAUAUCGGAUCCUACAGAUACAAGGGAGGAUCAGAUCCUAUUGAAGCUCUCAAGUGGAUUACUAUGAUGGAGAAGAAUUUUGAAGCCAUGGAGUGCCCAAAAGAAUAUAUGAAGAAGAUCGCAGUGUACUAUCUUGAAGGAGACGCAACCGGAUGGUGGGACAGCAUAGAGAGGCAGUGUGGACAUACCAUCACAUCAUGGGAAUCUUUCAAGGGAGAGUUCGAAAGGAAGUACUUUCCUCCUGAAGCAAAGCAUCGGUUGGAGCGUCAGUUUAUGAACCUUGUUCAAGGAGAUAGGCCAGUGAGGAGUUAUGAUUCUGAGUUCACAAGGUUGAGGCAACAUGUUUUUGAUGGACGUGAAGAUGAAGGAACGAUGAUCCGUAACUUCAUGUACGGAUUAAAGCCGGAGAUUGGAAGUCGUUUAGCUGGAAGCAACUUUAACAGCUUAUCCGAUCUGGUGGAGAAGGCUGUUAAUGUUGAGACUGCAGUAGAGACAGAAAAGAUGGUUACACAAUAUUCUGGAAGACACUCCAAGUUCAACCAAGGAGAAAGGUCAAAUUACAACAAUGGUCCAAGGUUUAACAAAGGCAAAGGGCGAGGAGGCCAGAGCAAUUAUCGUGGUAACUCUGGAGUCUGUUACACAUGUGGGCAGCCGGGACACAUAUCAAGGGUCUGUCCCAACAAUCAGCGGAACAACCAGUGGGGUAACCAGCAGGGUUAUCCACAGAUAAGGAUCGAGGAUGUGACUUGUUUCUCUUGCGGAAAGAAGGGCCAUUAUGCGUCGUCAUGUCCAAACAAGCCAAUCCCUGCGACCCUUCUCGCGAUCCGAGCUCCUCCUAGCCGUCCAGGAAUUGAGCCAGCACCAAAGAAGCAAAACCUAGGAGGUAGGGUUUAUGCCUUAGAAAUAGAGAACCCUGACAAUGCAGGACCUUCCCACGGUCCCAUUACAGGUAUAGUGGGUGUUCAACCUCCUCUUUUUAGUGUAUGGAAUUUAGUUAGGAUUCUGGUUAUAUUGCUUGAUCGUUAGGUUGCGCGUUUAGAAAUAUUAUGAUUGUGAUUGUGUGAGUUUUGAUUAGUAUUAUUGUGAU
Molecule: messenger RNA, 2384 nt
Organism: Brassica rapa (field mustard)
Lineage: Eukaryota; Viridiplantae; Streptophyta; Magnoliopsida; Brassicales; Brassicaceae
Molecular function (GO): zinc ion binding; nucleic acid binding
Source: RefSeq, a predicted model, not a curated record